Molecule: messenger RNA, 2133 nt
Organism: Stegastes partitus (bicolor damselfish)
Lineage: Eukaryota; Metazoa; Chordata; Actinopteri; Pomacentridae
Gene: patl2
Product: PAT1 homolog 2
Exons: 19
Coding region: 1-2133 (710 amino acids)
Biological process (GO): deadenylation-dependent decapping of nuclear-transcribed mRNA; P-body assembly
Cellular component (GO): P-body
Molecular function (GO): RNA binding
Source: RefSeq, a predicted model, not a curated record
AUGAGUGAUUCAGAACAGCAACAAGACGCAGCGCAGGUGUGCGCGCCUCAGUGGCCUGAGAAAGGAGAGGAGUGGAGUGAUGGAGAGGAUGGCACGGACAUGGACUGCGGACUUCUGCAGGCCAUGGCCGAGGAGGACGAGGAGAUCAACGUCUACAAUGAGGAGACGUUUGGGAUGGAUCUCGACACACAUGGAACCCCAGAUGAACCCAUCAGUACCAACCUUCAGCUUGGAGAACUGAAGCCUCCAACACCACCUCCAGACCCCAAACCUCCGUCCCCUCCCAGAGUCCCCUCCCCUCCCCGACAGAAGCCACAGUAUCUGCCCCGGGCCGCCCCGGGGUACCGUGGCAGGUUCAGAGGAUGGAGGGGAGGCCUGGGCAGGGGGCAGAUGUUCGAGGAUCCAGCUGUGAUGAGGAUAGUGGAGGGACGACCGAGCCUCAAGAGUCUUGACAGUGCCAUAGUGGACUAUGGGAACGCCAUGUACCGGAAUACCUUUGAGGAUGAUAGGCUGGAGCCCUCUUACAGAAAGACCAGACGAAUGUCAGGAUCAGUGCUACAGGACAGCGCUAUAGUGUGUGUGAUCGGUCACAGAGACAGAGGUCAGCACCACUACUCCAGCUUCAUGGAUCUGCCGUAUCCUGCCUCCACCUUUAGGGGCAGAAGAGCAGAACCCAGAGGUUCCUACUCCAGGAGGCAGUUUGGCCAAAGAGGGCCUUCUCAGGUGCAUGCCUCCAUGGCCCCAGGAUCUCCCAUCUUCUCACGCCAGCCACUGACCCCGCGGCAGCUUUACAACCAGACAGGGGGCUUGAUGUUUCCUCCGAACCGACCCUGUCCCUCCACUCCCCAGCCUCUGACCCCCAAGAUGAUGCAACUCCGCUUUGGCGCCAACUCACCGAGGCCGUCGCCCUUCUACAGCCCCUCGUCUAACCCGGUGCAGCAGUUCAGGUACCCCGGUCCGGUCACACAGCUCCACCCCCAACAUAAACGACUACUCAGUCAAAAACAACGUGUAUUCCAAAGAAAGUCGGAGGGCUGGGAUCCUUACUGCAAUUUCAUGACGGCCAAAGAGAAGGAGUGGAUCACCCGGCUGCAGAUGAUUCAGCUGCAGAGUGAGAAUCCCUACCUGGAGGACUACUAUUACCAGGAGUACUAUCGCCGAAUAGAAGCCAAGAUGGCCGAAGAAGAGCUGGGCAUCCGGAGCAAGAGGGAGCCGCCGAAACUCACCACACCCUACAUCACAAAAACAGACUCGUACACACCAGUGGUGCAUAUCGAAGGCUCUCUGGGUCAGGUGGCCGUGUCCACGUGUUACUCUCCUCGCCGGGCCAUCAGCGCCGUUCAUGCAGUCCAGGCUCACAGUCCACUCGAGGAACAAAAAGACACCAGACAACAGCGGUUAGAGAUCCUUAACAAAAUAGAAAAGUUGUUCAUAGCUCUGUUGGACGUGGAGGAGACGGAGAGAAUGAAAACCACAGUCUUGUCUGAGGCAGAAGAGAAAAGGUUCAUGGAGAAAACUCAGAGGAAAGUGGAACAAAUCUACUCCCAGCUGCAGCACCAUCCAGAUUCGGGAGGAGAGUUUCUUCCUUUCCUGCUCGUCUCAAAAGGCAAAAAGCUUAUCGCCCGUCUGCUCCCGUUCCUUCAAUGCGAAUCUGCGCAGAAGAUCUUGAGCAUCGUGACCUCGAACCUGCCGGCACUGAUGAGCAGAGAUCCAGAGGAGGCCCUUCCGGUGCUCUACCCACCUCUCCGAAACGUGAUCGGUGGCCUGACGUUCAGUCAGCUCAUCGGCCUCCUCAAAGAUCUGACGUCCCUGGAGUCUCUGACGACCUACGAGUGUCUCACUCUGGCCUGCCAGAACAAGUUUGGCCUGUCCUUGUUGUACGCUCUCCUGUCCCACGGAGAGAAGCUGCUCUCCUCAGGCGUCCCUCUGGAGCCCAGCAUCGGUGACUUUGAGACCUGGACGGACAUAAUCUUCCAGGUGGCUGGACAGCUGUCUCAGUGCUCGCUGGUGGAGCCGCUGCUGCUGCCCUCGAACCUGCUCACCUUGUUCUGCCGAUACCUGGACAAGAGAACGGUGCAUCAGCUGAAAAGCAACAUGGAGACUGCAACAGGGUUCCUGGCUCUUCCAUCGUAA